ACUGCUUUUAACUUGAUCAGCAUGGUCCAGUCUUAAAUUCUUUUUGUUUUAUGACAAACUUCUUAUGCAGCAAUCCUGGUCUUUUUGUUACAUUUCUGCUAAGUUUUAUUAUGAAGAUCUCUUGCCAGUUCCAAAUGAAAUAAUCUCUUGUGCCUGCAAAUGGAGGAACGAUGUUUAGGAUUCUCAGCAAAGAAACGUAGGAAUUUACCAGGUAAUCUAUUCGCUGUUUACUGGUAUAUGUUACAACUCCACCUGUGAUGUUAUGGGAGGUCCUUGGAUGAUGUAACAUAGUAUAUUGCUCCACUUUUACUAGUGCUUAAAGGCUGAAAUUCAUGUUGCCAGGUGAACGAAUGACAAGAGAAAGAAAGAUUUUUGGUCAUACUAUCAACUUCUUGUCCUGUUGAUCAGAUCUGAAGAAGAGAGAAAAUGUUCCCGCCCCAGAGAUCUCUGCAGAUGGUUACAUUUUUGGCAAUGAUUUUUUUUGCCUGUUUUGCGACAUCUCAAGACACUGAAAAUAAAAGAGCAGUGACGGAGCAUCAGCUCAUGCAUGACAAAGGGAGGGCAUUUCAAGGGCUGAAGCGCCUGAUGUGGCUCUACAAUGCUCUAGGUAGUGUGCACACAGCCAGCAGCAGGGCUAUUUCACUUUCAGAUGCCAUGUGGGAUUCACAGAAGAGCCAAGAUCUCUAUGACAGCAUCGGCAGAGGUGAGGCUUCAAGCCUGAUGAAGCAGCUGUUUGAACUGAGAGGAAAUGAGCAAGGCUUCCCCCUGUUGAAGAAGCUGGAUUUGCUGCAGUAUCUGAAGACCCCAAAGGGUAAUUGGAACCCACAAGACAUUUUUGACCUCCUUCAAAUCAAAGAGCUGGUCAGAAAGGGAAAUCCCAUUAUCCAGCCACAGAACUUUUCCCACUAGCCUCAAUCCAGCUCAGUCUAUCGCUUUAGACAUUUGAUGUAACGAAAAACUCUAGUGCAAAGGUGAACUGCAAAAGAAAAAUGUUGUCCAUCUGUUCCAUUAAUUAUUCCUAAAUGUUGAACAGAGAGCCUUUUAAGGAACUGGGUUCCCUCCCUUGCAGGCAGUUUGAGUACUGUGAUUGUGAGAUGGGGCGAUUUUUAACAGGCCAGAAAUCUUCCUUUCUAUAUCAGGGCCCUAUCUGUCUGUUAUCAGUAUGUUAGGGCUGUGGCAGCUCUUUCUAGACCCAAAGCUACAGCCCAGGCAUGUCAGGAAGUCUGGUUCAUUAAUCUGCAUGUUCACAGGCUCACUUUCAGUUCACUGUUUUGACUUCCAAGAAAGCAGUUAUCUCCUAGUAUGAUUGUCUUCUAUUUCACACCUGCCUGCAGUUCUGCCCCUGCUCUGCAGUAGUAAGACUUCGUUUACACUUUAGGUCCAAAUGAUUAUUUUUUUCCUGCUUCUCUAUUGCUUAGAGUGUUCUAAGAAUUCUCUUAUCUUUCAUGUUUUCCUUCAGGGGGCAAACUUUUGCCAGGCCACAGAGGUUGCUAAUCCCACCAUUCCCAGCCUAAGCACUAGAUAUUCACCUUCUUCUGCUGGUGAAAGAGAUAAGAAUCAGCUUCCAGAUUCCAUAUUUGAGCCUUUAAUUUGAAGACUUUCUACUUUUUCCCUGUUUCUGUGAAAACCCCUCCAAGAGCUCCCACAGCAUAUUACAUUUUCUGGGCAGAAAAACAACUUUUUGAUGCGACCUGCAUUACCUGAAGGAGAAACAGAUAGCACAUGAUUCUAUUUUGCUAUUCACCUUUAAUGUCAAAGUGAUCAGCUCUCCCUAAGCAAAGCAAAGUCCAGUUUAACUGCAAAAUCAGUCUUUCAGAAAUGAAAUCUGUCAAUUGUGUUACAAAUAUAUCUGCAUUUCCAUUACAUGGGGACUAUACACACCAUUUUAAAUCUUGAAAUUCCUCUGCUGCUGAUGGACUUCAACUGCAUGUGCAGAGGGUAUUUCUCAGUGAUAGAUUCAGACCCCAAGAACUCCUUGAUGUUGUCAAUAAUAAAAACAUUUUCGC
This is a messenger RNA of Anas platyrhynchos (mallard), 2006 nucleotides long. Its product is annotated as parathyroid hormone 4. Gene Ontology annotation, molecular function: hormone activity. Gene Ontology annotation, biological process: bone mineralization. The record is from RefSeq and is a predicted model, not a curated record. NCBI's taxonomy places the organism in Eukaryota, Metazoa, Chordata, Aves, Anseriformes, Anatidae. Gene Ontology annotation, cellular component: extracellular region.